AUGGCAUGGGCGCUCGGCGUGGAGCAGAUGGAUGAGGUGGUGGAACGGAUUCACGGCCUCCUGGGACUGAUGCACGGCCCGCCCCAGGGCCUGAUCAACCGGGUACGGACUUGGGCAAUUGGUGCAUUGGCCGGGUAUCAACCCAAGACGACCCACGAACCGGUGUCCAGAAUUACGGCACCUACCGCCUCCAGGUUUUCGACCGGAACACCACCGCGCUGCACUGGCAGACCCACAAAGUCGGCGCAGCACUACCGGGCAAGCGGAGGCUUGCAGCAGGAGCGGAUGCCCGUAGCGGUAGCCUUGGGAGGUGACCCGGCCACCAUCUGGACCGGCUCUGCUCCCAUUCCUCCCGACAUGGACGAAAUGGCGGUAGCCGGAUUCAUUCGAGAAGAGGCGGUCGAGUUGGUCAAAGCCAAGACCUGCGACCUGCUGGUGCCGGCCCACGCCGAAAUCGUGCUCGAAGGUUAUGUAAUCCCCGGAGACGAACGCCCGGAGGGCCCUUUCGGAGACCACACGGGAUAUUAUUCGGCGGCGGAGCCCUACCCGGUGUUCCACGUUACCGCCAUCACCACCGCCGGGACCCCAUAUACCCCACGAUAA
Geodia barretti is the source of this 603-nucleotide messenger RNA. NCBI's taxonomy places the organism in Eukaryota, Metazoa, Porifera, Demospongiae, Tetractinellida, Geodiidae. The record is from the annotation of a GenBank genome assembly.